This is a messenger RNA of Atta colombica, 1423 nucleotides long. RefSeq names its product trans-1,2-dihydrobenzene-1,2-diol dehydrogenase-like. Lineage: Eukaryota; Metazoa; Arthropoda; Insecta; Hymenoptera; Formicidae. The coding region runs from base 254 to 1252 and encodes 332 amino acids. The transcript has 5 exons. Gene Ontology annotation, molecular function: hydroxymethylglutaryl-CoA reductase (NADPH) activity; nucleotide binding. The record is from RefSeq and is a predicted model, not a curated record.
ACAUGCUUCACACGAUUGUAAUAAGACUGAUCGCAUUAUCAAGUUUGAAAAUAAUUAAAACUUACAAAAAUAAUUCGCGGAAAGAUAUAGCAUAAUAAAAAAAUUCUUUAUCUCUGUGUGCAUGUCGCAUUACAAGGUUGCUUGAAAGUCGCUGAACAAGAUUAUCUCGACGUAAGUAGCGUUUGCUUGCGAAACAGGUUAGUAUACUUCAAGACGUCGUGGUUUACUUCGACGAUUACUUCGUUUCUGCAACAUGAUGACUUUACGAUGGGGCAUUGCUAGUGCAGGAAAGAUUUCGCAUGAUUUUGUAACGGCACUGCAAUCUUUACCAGCUGAUGAGCAUGAUAUCAUCGCCGUUGCAGCGCGACAAUUGUCACGUGCGAAAGAUUUUGCAAAGUUGCACGAAAUUAAGACGGUUUAUGACGAUUAUGAGAAACUAGGAUUGAACAAGGACAUCGACAUCGUAUAUAUCGGAGCGAUUCACCCUCAACACUUUGACAUUGCGAUGCUUAUGCUGAAGCAUGGCAAGCAUGUCCUGUGUGAAAAGCCAUUGACGAUGAAUCUGAAACAGACUACUGAAUUGAUUAAUUACGCAAAGAGUAAAAAUCUGUUCCUAAUGGAAGCUAUAUGGAGCCGCUGUUUUCCCAUGUAUGAUACUGUUAGAAAGGAAAUCGCAUCUGGUAACAUAGGCGAUAUUCAUCAAGUGAUCGUUUCCUUCGGUUUUCAAAUGCCUGAUGUGGAUCGGAUAACCUUGAAACAGUUAGGCGGCGGAUCAAUUCUUGAUCUUGGCAUUUACUGUUUGCAAUUUGCCUGUUUGAUAUAUAAUAACGAAAUGCCGGAGAGUAUUAAGGCAGCUGGAAUUUUGAAUGAGAACGAUGUCGAUAUGUGCAUGUCGGCUACUUUGACCUACAAAGGGAAUCGCACCGCAACAAUCAUGACAAAUGCGCUGGUUGAAUUGCCAAAUGAGACGUACAUUUGUGGUACCAAAGGUAUGAUAAAAGUGCCUGAUUUUUGGUGUCCGACGAAGGUGGAAUUGCCGAGCGGCACUGUACAGGCGUCGCUACCGAAAUUAAAGCACGAGGUUAACUUCAUAAAUUCCGCCGGACUUUCCUACGAAGCUGUCGAAGCUCGUAACUGCAUUUUGAAAGGUUUGAUAGAAAGUCCAAAAGUAUCGCACGACACAUCUUUAUUGCUGGCGAAAUUGGAGGAUGAGUUGCGUAGACAAUUGGGCGUUGUGUAUCUUCAAGAUUGAAAAAUUACAUAUAUAUUUUAAAAAUAAGAUAUUCAAUAAAUAAUAUAUUCAAUUUAUAUUAUGCUGUCAUGUAUAAAUUCGGAGAUUUUUUUCUGAAUACAGCUACAAGUUGUAAUAAAAAAGUCUUUCUCUGAAGUCUUAUUUUUUUAAAUAUGUUGUUGGAAAAAAUAA